Messenger RNA from Coccinella septempunctata (seven-spotted ladybird), 1007 nucleotides. RefSeq lists its product as uncharacterized. The record is from RefSeq and is a predicted model, not a curated record. The transcript has 2 exons. Lineage: Eukaryota; Metazoa; Arthropoda; Insecta; Coleoptera; Coccinellidae. The coding region runs from base 505 to 951 and encodes 148 amino acids.
UUUCCAGAAAAAUUUUGCAAAAUAUGUUCAGUCUGAAAUAUUUAAUAUACUAUUAUCGAUUCAAUAGGUACCACAUAGAAUAAUCUCCAGAAGGAUUUUGGACUUUGCGAAACUUAGAAGGUAAGAAAUAGUGUCAUUCAAUUUUAUAAGAAAGUUUCGUUAAUUGAAUCAUUCAGAAGUGGAUGUGAAUCAUCCUGCAGUAGGUAAACCAAAAUUUGUUACUGAAACCACUAAUUUUCCACGUGAAACGUUUCUCUUUUUGGUUCAUAUAUAUUUGCGAGACAUAGAUACACCCAACACCAGAAAUGACCUACGUAUGAGAGGUUAAUCUGAAACGUUUCUAUGAAAAUGUUUCUGAAAUAAAAACACAAACGUUCCAAAUUGAAAAUUACGGUCCCUCAUUCUAGCUUAAAGCUUCCUUAAGUGUCAUUUUUAGUAGGACAAAAGAUUGUCACGAAUUAAUAACACAUUACAAAUUGACUUAUUUCAGCUUCGAGCCGAAUCAUGAAGAGAAGGAAGAGAGGAGCAAGCAAAUUAAGUAAGCAAACGAAGAAGGGAAAGAAAGUUUUCGUUCAAGGUGAACAUCAUCCACUAUUGAAUCCUAGUGACUUUUGUUUAGGGUUUAUGAAUAGUGUGAUGGAAAUAAAACGGAAAAAUUUCUCAAGAAUUAUUUGCAUGGAUGGAACACACUCUACCAAUCAGAAGAGAAUGGAUCUGACUAAAAUGCUCGUAAAAGAUGACAGGAAUAUGGGUUUUCCAGUGGCCUUUUUUCCCAGUAAUAGAUUGGAUCAGAUCACUCAAGAAGUUUCCAUGCAAGCAUUGCGUGAGAAAGUUGUGGAUGUAAUACAGCCAGAAUAUUUCUUGAGAGAUGAUGACCCAAAAUACUAUAACGCUUGGGUAAAAGUCAUGGGAAAUAGACCAAGAAGGCUCUUGUGCAUCAGGCAUGUCUAGGUGAUCCAAGGUAGAUCGAAAGUACUUAUUUAUUGCUGAAUAAAAUGAAAUUAUAA